Messenger RNA from Micromonas commoda, 603 nucleotides. RefSeq lists its product with no specific name. The transcript is spliced from 3 exons. The record is from RefSeq and is a predicted model, not a curated record. The coding region runs from base 1 to 603 and encodes 200 amino acids. Gene Ontology annotation, biological process: RNA (guanine-N7)-methylation; tRNA methylation. Gene Ontology annotation, cellular component: tRNA methyltransferase complex. Lineage: Eukaryota; Viridiplantae; Chlorophyta; Mamiellophyceae; Mamiellales; Mamiellaceae. Gene Ontology annotation, molecular function: tRNA (guanine(46)-N7)-methyltransferase activity.
AUGAAGAAGAUGACCAACCCGAUGGCGGCUCCACACCGAGUCCCGGUAGAGGCUCCCGACUGGCCGACAGUCUUCAAGGACCCCACGUUACCCACGUUCAUCGACGUGGGGUGCGCGAAGGGGCGGUUCCUGCAGCGCGCGGCGACGGUGGAUCGCGAGGUGUUCGAAGCCGCGCACGGCCGACACAACCUGCUCGGGCUCGAGAUAUACCCGCCGAUAGUCGAAGACGCCAACCUGUGGACGAGGACCCACGACGGUGCCGGCGCGAUCGGAAACCUUCACUUCGUCGCGUGCAACGCCAACGUGAGCCUCGCGGGGAUGCGGGUGCCGAACGUCCGGAUGGUCUCCGUGCUAUUUCCGGAUCCGUGGUCCAGGCGUAAACACGCGGGCAGGAGGGUGGUGACGGCGCAGUUCGUGAACACGCUCGCGAGCGCACUUGUCGAGGGCGCCAGGGUGUACUGCUGCAGCGACGUGCGGCCGCUCGCGGCUGAGAUGCAGGCGCUGUGGCUUGCCGCGAACCCGAUGGGAGUCCCCACGGAGAGGGACCUGGUGUGCGAGAGCAAGUGGCGACCGGUGUACCGGUUCGUGGUGCGCAGGCUGUGA